UCUUUUCUUUAUUCCUUUGGUAUUCGCAGUUGCAACGUUUAUACACGCUCUCACAUGCAUUUUACCUGACUCAGCUUUGCUAUCUGAUACGACAUGUGGAAACGAAAACCAAGAUCUAAAAGGGGAAGAGAACAUCCUGAGGGAUUUGUAGCCAGCAAUUAUAUACAAGAAGGGGAAAGAAGAAAUAUGGCAUUAAAUUAACCUGUUGCCCUCCUUCCGGAUAGUUAGAAAGCGUGGAAGAAAAUGACCCACGUUAUGGUUAUUUAAGUCACAGAAAUUUAAUAUUAUUAUGCAAUUCUCGUGGAGAGUUAGAGAGAGGGAGAGAAUCUCUAGGUAAUCGCCUGAUCGAGUUGUCUUGUUUCUUAUUCGAGCGGUUGCGGGAGAGCAGCUGCUUCUCAAAAUUAUUCGUGGGGAGGAAAUCUUAAUGCGUUUUUGAGCUUGUUAAAAAGGUUCUAAUUUUUCAGCCAUGGAACGAAGUAAAUGGAUUCUUAUCAUCACAUUAGCCUUCCUCCUAGCAACAUUGCCCGUGACUCUUCGGAACCUGAAAUCAAAUCUAGUUAUUCAGUGCCCAUAUCUAGGGGAUGUAACAAACGUGAUACUUGGGAAGCUCGAAGGAUGGUCUUUGGGCAACCAGCUGGAGGUUACUGAAGAGAAGAUAGGAGGGAUUAAAGCUCUGGGGCCGAACUUAACUACGUGCCACCCAUCUUUUGGUCGUGAUGAUCUUCUUGUUCAUUGUUGCCCUCCGGCGUUUGAAACGCCUGUGCCCUACGUGGAUUUCCUGUCUCCUGACCCCCAAUCGCCAGUAAGAGUGCGCAGGCCAGCUCAUCUUGUGGACGAAAACUACAUUGCCAAAUAUAACAAGGCCUUAUCGAUCAUGAAGUCCCUGCCAUACGAUGACCCUCGAAGCUUUGCCCGUCAAGCCAACUUGCACUGUCUGUUUUGCACCGGCGCCUACGACCAACAAAACUCGAAUGCUCCCCUCAGCAUUCACAGAACUUGGUUAUUUUUUCCGUGGCACCGCAUGAUGAUCUAUUUCCAUGAACGCAUCAUCGGUAGUCUAAUCGGAGAUGACACGUUUGCUUUGCCAUAUUGGGCUUGGGAUAUCCCUGAAGGAAUGGUGAUACCGGAUAUGUACAUGAACAAAAAUUCAUCUUUCUUCCAUACAGAGCGCGACGUUUCACAUUUUUCACCAAAGAUUGUUGAUUUAAACUAUGCUUACGAAAGAAAUUUAAGUCCCGAGGAGCAAUUAGACACAAACUUGGCAUUUAUGUAUAACCAAAUGGUAUCUGGCGCUAGGAAGAUGGAAUUGUUCAUGGGAUGCAUAUAUAAAGCCGGUGAGGAAGGGUAUUGUAAUGCACCUGGCACAGUAGAGCUCGCCCCUCACAACACUCUGCACACAUGGGUAGGGAGCAAUUUAAAUCCUGGAAGGGAGGAUAUGGGUAAGUUUUACUCAGCAGCAAGAGACCCAAUUUUCUAUGCACACCAUCCUAAUAUAGACCGUCUUUGGGAAGUUUGGAGGGAGAUUCAUCAAAAUCAAAUGGAUAUCAAAGAUCCAGAUUGGCUAGACUCUUUCUUUUUCUUCUACGAUGAGAACUUGAAGCUAGUAAAAGUGGAGGUUCGUGACGUUCUCGAUAUAACCAAACUUGGUUAUUCCUAUGAGCAGGUCGACCGCCCGUGGAUGAACAAGCGUCCCAUGCCUUCAGUCCCACCAAAAUUAGCCCGUCAAAUAUUAAAAGCGAAUGAGAACAAAUUACAAUUGUCAAGCAGUAACCAUGUUUCAUCCUCUGAUUUCCGGUCGCAUGGUCGAGCUCUAGACGCUAGCUUGACAGUGAAAGUUAACAGAACCAGAAAUCAUUUGACCAAGAGCGAGAAAGAAGAGGAAGAGGUCAUAGUUGUCCAUGGAAUUGAAGUGAAAGGAGACGCAUAUGUUAAGUUUGAUGUGUAUGUGAAUGUGGCUGAUGAGACAAUAAUCACUCCAAAGUUCAGGGAAUUUGCAGGUACCUUUGCUCACAUCCCUGGUGGUGGGGAGAUGAUGAGGAGGAAGACCGAUCUCAAAUUGGGAGUGUCGGAACUAUUGGAAGAUCUGGAAGCCGAUCAAGAUGAAAGCAUUUGGAUAACAUUGUUACCAAGGACGGCAAGCUGUAGCAACGUGACAAUUGGUGGGGUACGAACCGAGCACAUCAGAUAAUUCAUGUCUUUUAUUAUCACUGUUUUGAAAUAUAUAGUCUCUUUUACUGUUGGAGAUGCCAUUGUACCAAAUAUAAGAGAAAUGAAUUAUGUUUUUUUUUUCUAAUGCAAAA
Theobroma umbraticum is the source of this 2300-nucleotide messenger RNA. Its product is annotated as aureusidin synthase-like. Lineage: Eukaryota; Viridiplantae; Streptophyta; Magnoliopsida; Malvales; Malvaceae. Gene Ontology annotation, molecular function: catechol oxidase activity. The record is from RefSeq and is a predicted model, not a curated record.